Molecule: messenger RNA, 2696 nt
Organism: Gavia stellata (red-throated loon)
Lineage: Eukaryota; Metazoa; Chordata; Aves; Gaviiformes; Gaviidae
Gene: PLEKHO2
Product: pleckstrin homology domain containing O2
Exons: 6
Coding region: 1-1758 (585 amino acids)
Biological process (GO): macrophage apoptotic process
Source: RefSeq, a predicted model, not a curated record
AUGACCAAGCGUAGAGACCUAGAGGAGAAGCUUGCAGAAGUGGCCGAUACAAAGGAGGAGGUCUCAGAGAAACCAAAGUCUGCUCCGACUGCAGAGAAAUACGGCUGGAUUAAAAAAAGCAGUGGGGGGCUCCUGGGAUUGUGGAAGGAUCGUUAUAUCCAGCUACGGAAAACGCAGCUCGUCGUCUAUGAGGAUGAGGAUGAACAGAAGUGCAUAGAAACAGUGGAACUGGAGAGUUAUGACAAGUGCCAGGAACUGCGUGUGCUACUAAAAAAGAAAAACCGUUUCAUUUUAAUCCGCUCCCCGGGUAAGAAGGUUCAUGAUAUCAAAUUUCAAGCUCCAACUUUGGAAGAAAAGGAAUCGUGGAUAAAAGCUCUUAAUGAAGGGAUCAAUAGAGGCAAAAACAAAAUAUUUGAUGAGGUGAAAGUAGAUGAGAGCCUUUCCUUGGACCACGUAACUCGGGACAGAGUGAAAAUGACCCACGGACGCAGGCCACCCACGAGAAGUCACCUAAAGGAGGCUGCCAAGUCUACAUCAGAUGGUAUCCUGCGACUAGAUCUGGAUAUAGUAGACAACGGACCACCAAACUUCGAUUCCACUAUCAGUGAAAGUGACAAUGUGCCACCUCAGAAAGAAACUCCAAAGCCACCUAUGCCACCUACAAAACCCACUGGCACAAAAGAAAAACAAGAUGCAGAGAACAAUGUUCCUGACCAGGAAGAUAAAAAACCUCUGUCUCCUCCAUUACCUCCAGAUAAGAAGCUUAAGGAAGGCAUUGCAUCAAAGGACAAUGUAAAUGCCAAGGAAGAGGACUCUGUAAGCUUAGAGGAGAAAGUGGAAGGAUUCCAAGCACCAAGUGAGGAGAAAAGAGAGAACCUCAUUGAGGUCAGCAACAGGGGCAUAGCAAAAGCGCCAAUUCCUCUUCCUAAGAGCGUGCCAGACAAGCUAAAAGUCACUUGGGACCAACCAGUCCCUGAGCCUAAAAACACAGAAGACUUGAAAUCAUCAGGAGAUAGUAGCAAAGACAACCUUGCUGAGAUUGCUGCUGCAGAUGUUAUAAAGCCUCCUGUUCCUCCUAAGGUUCUGUCAGAAAAAAUGCUAGCCACAGUGAACUCCAGCCAUGGUGACCUGGAAGCCGGGAGCUGGGAAGAGCUGGAGCCUGGCAGCUCCAAGCCCCCAGUGAACGGGAUCGCAGCCAGCGAGGUAGCAGAGUCCACAUCCCCAACAGUUGAAACUGAAGAAGGAAAUGGGAGAACCUCUGCCGAAAAGGAACAGCAAACUUCAGCAGAAGAGACAGAGACUUCCUUAGCUACAGAAACAGGCCAUGAGAGUGUCAAAGCAGCUAUUGAGAAGAAAGAGUGUGUAGAAAGCACUUCAGGUCUCAAACUUCGCAGUUCUUCUCUGGGAGACCUGCUGUCUGAUUCCAAAAAUACACAGAGAGCACUUCCAGGCCAAUGUUUCCCCAAGGAUUCCCAUCAAUGCAUAGCUAAAAUGGAGGAGAAAGUUGCUAAUGAAAGGGAAAAGGCAGAAAAACUUCUGCAGAAGGUUUUACGUGAAGGGUUGGAACAGGCCCAGGAGGGGAAUGGACCCCCAGUGAUGGCAGAGACAUUGCUCAAUGAGGCAGUAGAACAACUUCGGCAAGCUACACAAGUUUUGCAAGAAAUUAAAGGUCUUGGAGAACUGAAAAAAGAAGCAACACAGAAACAGAAAGAAAAGCAAAAGGAUCUAGUGACUCUUUAUAGGAGAAGUGCUCCCUGACAUACUCUUCAAAGAGACUUCUUUCUCAAAAACAAAGCUAAACAUUUGCCAUUUAUGAUUUGUGCCAUUGCUAGGCCAGUGUUUAAAAGGUGGUGUUUUUCUGUGCACGCACCAUGUUUAUGGGACAGACUUGAGCUUUCAGUUAUGGCAUCUUUCUCUUUCUUCAUGCUGUACAUACCAGUCCGGUUCUAAUCCUCUUAGCACAGCAGAAGGUUACAGGACAUUGAAAGGUUUCAAAAAUGUGAAUGCUCUUUAAGGACUCUGUCCAAAGUCCUUUCAAUGGAUCAGGCCUUAAAAAUUACUGGUAAUCAAAGCAAGCCAGAUUUUUGAAAGGAGCAGAAUGGCUAUUCUAGCAAAAGCCCCUGUCUAUCUGUAUUUACAGACAAGCAGAUACCAGAUUGCACUGGCACCUAUCUUAGUUUUUCCAGUUAAAUCAUUUAAGGAUAAAUGUAGUCAGAGUUCAGUUGCUGGAAAGGUUUCCCAGACCACCUGACCCAGUGACAUCUAGGAAUGUAAAGAUAAAUGGUUUAAUCUUCUCCAAAGAUACUCAGAAAACCACAUCCACAGUUAAAAAGUGACCUCACACAGAGGCGAACAAAACUGGCCAACUCCUGACUACAAGUAGUGUCCUCAGAUCUGGAGCAGCUGUAGGAAGGCAUUCUUCUGAGUCUCGCUGUGCAGAGCUUUAGGUGUGCUAAGCACUGCAUAAGUGAAUGCAAAUCUCAGUGCAUCACUGCCAGGCAAGUAUUAAUUGUUCCAGUUUCGUUAAUAGGGAAAUUGAGGCAAAGAGCAGGUUACGCUUGGCCUUUGAAGGAGUGUCUUCCAGCAGCACAACACAUUUAUUAUUGAGGACCAUACCUAUCUAGUAACUCUGAAUCCCCUCAUCAUCGUUGGGAACAAUUAGCCAGGCAUUUGGAGAAGUUAUGUCCAGGAGAUCC